Alternaria atra is the source of this 1755-nucleotide messenger RNA. RefSeq lists its product as uncharacterized. The coding region runs from base 1 to 1755 and encodes 584 amino acids. NCBI's taxonomy places the organism in Eukaryota, Fungi, Ascomycota, Dothideomycetes, Pleosporales, Pleosporaceae. Gene Ontology annotation, molecular function: protein binding. The record is from RefSeq and is a predicted model, not a curated record. The transcript is spliced from 6 exons.
AUGGAUCCGCUGAGUGUCACAGCCAGCGUCAUCGCUAUCCUCCAGCUCUCCGCCAGAGUCCUCUCCUACUUGAACGACGUUAAGGACGCCUCCGAAGGCCGUUCACAGUGCGCGAUCGAAGCGAGUAACCUCCACAGCCUCUUGACAAACCUGAGAUUCCGACUAGAAGAUGGACAUGGCCAUCAGCCAUGGUUCAUCGCGGUGCAAGCCCUUGCAGUCGAAAACGGGCCGCUCGACCAGUUCAAGCAAGCGCUGGAAACUCUGCAAGCAAAGAUGACAGACGGAGGUCGGCUAAAGAAAGCCAGGGAGGCGUUACUAUGGAAGUUCAAGAAAGAAGAGGUCGACGCCAUUUUGGCUCGGAUGGAACGGCUGAAGACGCUAGUGGAGAUCGCGUUACAAAUGGAUCACUUCAAACUCUCCCAAGCUAUCAAAGAUGACACCGGCUCCAUUCGCACGCACUUAUCGGCUAUCGAGUCUGCUGUCAACAAAGUGCAGCAGGUACAAGUCACCGCAAGCCAGCGCAUUCUUCUAGAAUGGAUAUCGUCGAGCGACUAUCCCGCUCAGCAAUCGGACAUUAUAAAGCGCAGGCAGGAAGGGACAGGCCAGUGGUUCCUAGACGCACCUGAAGUGGCACGAUGGCUUGACGACGCCAAGACCACCCUCUUCUGCCCAGGAAUCCCAGGUGCCGGCAAGACCAUGGUAGCGGCUAUCGCAGUCGAUCAGCUUCUAGACUCGGCGAAAAACGGCGCAUACGGAGUUGCAUACGUUUACUGCAACUACAAGUCUCAAGCAGAUCAGGACAUUGUUAGCAUAUUAGCAGCCCUCCUUAAGCAGCUAUAUCCGUACGUUCAUAUAGUCGUCGAUGCGCUAGACGAGUGUCAGAACGAAACACGCCGACUACUAUGCACCAAGCUCCUUGAUCUGCAAAAGGGAGCGGAUAUGCGAUUAAUGGUUACCUCGCGGUUUGUGCCAGAUGUUGAGGACGCUUUUCGGCUAGCAUUGAGGCUAGAAGUAAAGGCUAGUGAUGAGGAUGUCAAGCAGUUCGUGGCUGGCCAAAUACAUCGGCUGCCCGGAUGCGUCCAGCGAAGUGCAACCUUGCAGGAAUUAGUGCAGGAAAGAGUAGUAGAGGCUGUCGGCGGCAUGUUUCUUCUUGCUCGUCUACACAUCGACUCCCUAUCAGACAAGACGACAGCAAAAGAAGUGAAAUUAACUCUCGCUACAUUCUUGAAGGGUGCAGCUGCGCUCAAUGAUGCAUUAGCAAAGAACGUUCUAACGUGGAUUACACUUGCGAAGCGACCGCUCACUACUGCUGAGCUAUGCUGCGCCUUGGCAGUCGAGCCUGACGAAGCUGAACUCGAUCCCGAAAACAAACCCGAUGUGGACGACAUAGUCUCUGUAUGCGCUGGACUUGUUGUUGUUGAUCAGGAGAGUGCUGUGAUCCGUCUUGUGCACUACACUACGCAAGAAUACUUUGAGCGUAUCAGCUCUAGGCUGAACCCAAAUGGUCAGUUGGAAAUAGCCAAGACGUGUCUGACCUACCUAUCGUUCAGCGUCUUCGAAAGCGGCAGCUGUGCCACUGACGAAGAGUUUGAAGAGAGGCUGCACAAGGGCGCCGACGUCAACGCGCAGGGUGGACGCUUCGGCAACGCACUCCAGGCGGCUUCAUCUGGAGGCCACGAGGCGGUGGUGAAGCUGCUGCUAGACAAGGGCGCCGGCGUCAACACACAGGGUAGAUUCUACGGCAACGCACUCUAG